CUGCUGUGCGGGCUGCUGGCGGCGGGGGCGGCGGGCGGCGGGCGCGCCGCGCCGCAGCUCAGCGACGACAUCCCCUUCAGGGUGAACUGGCCCGGCACCGAGCUCAGCCUGCCUACCACUGGUGUUCUGUACAAAGAGGAUAACUACAUCAUCAUGACCACUGUGGAUAAAGAAAAAUAUAAAUGUAUGCUUCCACUGAUAUCCAGUGGCAAUGAGGAAGAAGAGAAGGAUUACAGAGGUCCUACUCCAGGAGAAUUGUUGGAACCUCUUUUUAAGCAAAGUAGCUGUUCAUAUAGAAUUGAAUCUUACUGGACUUAUGAAGUCUGCCAUGGAAAACAUAUCCGUCAAUAUCACGAGGAGAAAGAAACUGGCCAGAAAAUAAACAUCCAAGAAUACUAUCUUGGGAAUAUGAUGAUAAAGAACCCAUUGUCAGAACCAGAUCAAGAAGAAAAGGAAAAUCCAAAAGAGAGUGCAAAAGAGAUACCUACAAAAAAUAUAGAAGGACAGAUGACCCCCUACUAUCCUGUAGAAAUGGGAAAUGGCACACCUUGUAGCUUGAGACAAAACCUACCCAGGUCAAGUACAGUGAUGUACAUCUGUCAUCCAGAAGCUAAACAUGAGAUUCUUUCAGUAGCAGAAGUUACAACUUGUGAAUAUGAAGUGGUUAUAUUGACACCUCUGUUGUGCAGCCAUCCUAAAUAUAGGUUCAGGGCUUCUCCUGUGAAUGACAUCUUUUGCCAAUCACUACCGGGAUCCCCACUUAAACCCCAUAACCUGGAACAGCUGGAGAAACAGCAGGAAAUGAUGAAGAUGCCUUUUAGAAGGGUUAAGGAGGAAGAAAUGCAUUCAACAAAAGAAGAGAAAUUUUCUUCCAUCCAUAAGCCAGUUGCUGUUGGAAGCCAUCAGCUAUUAACUGUGGGAACAACCCAUAUCUCAAAACUGACUGAUGACCAACUUAUAAAGGAGUUUCUUAGUGGUUCCUACUGCUUCCAUGGGGGUGUUGGUUGGUGGAAAUAUGAAUUCUGCUAUGGGAAAUACGUUCAUCAGUAUCAUGAGGAUAAGGAAAGUGGCAAGACUUCUGUGGUUGUGGGUACGUGGAGCAAGGAGGAACACAUAGAAUGGUCCAAGAAGAAUGCUGCUAGAACCUACUAUCUCAGAGAAGAUGGUACACAGACAGUUAGGAUGGUGUCUCAUUUCUAUGGAAAUGGAGAUGUGUGUGACUUAACAGACAAGCCAAGGCAGGUGACUGUGAAAUUGAAAUGUAAGGAAUCUGAUUCCCCUCAUGCUGUAACUAUAUAUAUGUUAGAGCCUCAUUCUUGCCAAUACAUUCUUGGGGUGGAGUCCCCAGUCAUCUGUAAAAUUUUGGAUACAGCAGAUGAAUAUGGGCUCCUUUCAGUGCCCAGCUGAAGAAUAGUAAAGCCUGUGAAGAAAGCCAUAUCUGUCAAUCACCCACCUGCCAUUUUCCGUAUUAAUAUCACUUCUGCAAGAUGACAAAGGCAAACUGAAAUUUUCAGCCAACCAACCUUACCAGCAGAAUUCUGUAAGAUGGGGGACUCAUGAACCACUUUGUGUAUAACUAUGUGUAUAUAAGAGGUUAUUGAUAAACUUUUAACAAUUAAAA
Messenger RNA from Rhea pennata, 1621 nucleotides. It is a transcript of the gene ERLEC1, whose product is annotated as endoplasmic reticulum lectin 1. Gene Ontology annotation, cellular component: endoplasmic reticulum lumen. The record is from RefSeq and is a predicted model, not a curated record. Bases 154 to 1407 code for a protein of 417 amino acids. Gene Ontology annotation, biological process: retrograde protein transport, ER to cytosol; endoplasmic reticulum unfolded protein response. The transcript has 14 exons. NCBI's taxonomy places the organism in Eukaryota, Metazoa, Chordata, Aves, Rheiformes, Rheidae.